Molecule: messenger RNA, 1659 nt
Organism: Purpureocillium lilacinum
Lineage: Eukaryota; Fungi; Ascomycota; Sordariomycetes; Hypocreales; Ophiocordycipitaceae
Source: RefSeq, a predicted model, not a curated record
AUGGCCUCGAGCAGCUCCGGCAGAGGCUCGGCCGCACCAUAUCAUCUUCAGCAACAGCAGCAGCAGCAGCAGGAACAACACCAGCAACAUCAUCAACACCAGCAGCUGCAUCCAGAUUAUCAGCAGCAGCAACCCCAGCUGCACUACCACCACCACCACCACCACCACCACCACCAAACCCCCACCCAGCACCCUCAGCACCAGCACCCGCCGCUGCCGCAGCUGUACAGCCACCACCCGCAGCCACACCCGCAGCAGCUGCAGCAGCAGCAGCAGCAACACCAGCAGCAGCAGCAGCACCACCAAUUCCAGCAGUUCCAGCAGCAGCGUCAACCACCACCGCCGCCGCCGCAGCAGCUGCACCAGCAGCCCCAACAGCACCAGCAGCCGCAUCGGCAACACCACCACCUACAGCAGCACCACCACCAGACCCAUGGCGCUGGACUCGGCACUCCAACCACGACCACAGCCACGACGGUGGUGCCGCCGCCACCACCACGGCCGUCGCAGGCGCUGCCCGCCCCCUCAUUCCCCACCCACAACUCGCCUCGCACAUGGCUGCUGACCGCUGCCCUCUCACCCUUGGCCGUACGACUCAUCCGCCAGCUGCUGUCGCACGGCGACUACGUCGUCGCAUGCCUGCCGCCCCACGAGAUCGAGCACGAUGACCGAAGCGCCGAGUUCCGCGAGCUCAUCAAUGAGUGCAAGAGCGCCCGCAAAGACCGUGAGGGCUGGAAGGAUCGCAUCCGCGGUAUACGCUGCGAUGGUCGCAUGAGCUCCUGCGGCGCCGCCGUCGCUGAGGCCGUCCAUGUCUUUGGGAGGAUCGACAUUCUGCUGUGCUGCAGGUCUGAAGCCGUCGUCGCAACCGUCGAAGAGCUCUCCACCACGCCCGUGACCCAGAACCUCGUGAGAGAACAGUUCGAGGCUCUGUACUUCUCACAGGUCAACUUCAUCAAGGCCACCCUGCCGGUGCUGAGGCGCCAGCACACCGGCCACAUCAUGAUUCUCACCAGCACCGGCGGCCACAUCGGCACUCCCGGUAUGUCCAUGUACACGGCCGCAACCUGGGCCCUUGAAGGCUUCUGCGACUCGCUGGCCUAUGAGAUUGCCCCCUUCAACAUCAAGGUCACCAUAGUCCAGCCCAAUAAGGAGGUCCAGUCACUCACCAACCGCCUUACCUUCGCACCGCAAAUCUCCGCCUACGCCGACAUCUUCAACAACGCCCCGAGCAUUCGCGACAUGCUCAUCAAUGUCCUCAACACAGACCCCGAGACGGCCGUGCCCGAAACUCCCGACGUCGCCGAGUCCGAGGCCACCCCGUCCACCCCGGACAGCAUGUCCCUCGAUCCCGAGCCCAGCCGCGGCGAGAUUUUCCACCGGUAUCCGCGGCUGCCGCCCGGCGCUGCCGACAAGCUCGUCACCGAGACGGUGCACGCGCUCACAGCCAUCGGUGGGCACGAGAACCCGCCGUCGCGCCACAUCGUGGGCCAGGAUGGCGCUCUCGCGGUCAAGGAGAAGCUCAAGACUGUCACGGAGGAGAUGGAGGACUUUGUCGACGCGAGUCUGGCCGUCGAUAUCUUCGACAGCGAGCUGAAGGAGGAGGCCCGAGGUGGCAAGCGGCGGGAGUCGUCCCCAAUCGGCGAGCCGUCAACGGGAUAA